Messenger RNA from Heterotrigona itama, 1457 nucleotides. The record is from the annotation of a GenBank genome assembly. NCBI's taxonomy places the organism in Eukaryota, Metazoa, Arthropoda, Insecta, Hymenoptera, Apidae.
UAGAACUGAAAUUGAGAAAAUUGACAUCAAUGAUGUCUAAUUGAAACAAGGCCGAACUAUGUUUCUCGAAUGAUUAAAAUUGAUUUUCGUUAAAGUACGUAACAUAAUCGCGAAUGUAUUUUCCUAUCAAUCUAAUAAAAUACGAACGUUUUACGUGUCUUAAAAUAACACUCUUUCAUUUGUUUCUUCUUCUUCUUCAACGAUAUUUUCAUAUAAAAAAAAUUCUUCUUAUAAUGGAGCGUAUCUCUGAUUUUACAGGAACGUUUAAACAAACAGAAAGAUUUGUUAAAUAAUUCUACAUCAAGAUAAAUCAAUGUUCCGGGUGGAUGGGAAAGACCAUGAAAGAAUGCCGUAUCUGGAGGACAGUUCUGUUUCUUCUCAAUAUUUCAAGUUUGGCAAUAGACGCUAACAUAAUUGGAGAACAUACCUUAACGGACGAUGAGAGAAGAAAAUCCUUCGAAACGGAGCGUUCUGUGUAUUCUUGGACUGGACCGAACGCCUUGGCAAGAUCUGCUCUGGUGGAACGUCAAGAGAGAUUGCAGUAUAACUGCGAGGAGAUCUUGAGAGAUAGGAAUCCUCGGAACGACGAUUUGAAUCUGGAGUCCUUCAGAAAUAUUCUUGUCGACGAACAACAUGAACUUUUGUAUUGUUACGUUCCAAAGGUUGCCUGCACAAACUGGAAACGAGUUCUGAUGGUCGCUACCGGGAAAUGGCCAGGUAAUGAUCCUAUGGAAAUACCGGCUGAUCAGGCGCAUUCGCCAGGUACCUUUCAGAGGCUCAGUAACUAUACUUUGUCUGAAAUAGAACGAAUGCUGGCGACUUACGACAAGCUGAUCGUCGUCAGACACCCUUUGGAAAGGUUAUUGUCCGCCUACAGAAACAAGUUGGAGGCGAAACAUGAGAAGAGUUCGAGGUACUUUCAAACUCGUUUUGGAAAGAAGAUUAUCAGGAGAUAUAGACAAAACGCCACUGCAGAGUCGCUGAAAAACGGGGAUGACGUGACAUUUAGAGAAUUUGUGCAGUUUGUCACAGAUGAUUCGUCAAAUGAAACACGAAACGAGCAUUGGAAGCCAAUUUACGAGUUGUGUGAACCGUGUUUGGUCAACUAUAAUCUCGUCAGCAAAUACGAAAGCUUAGUUGAAGAUGCCACGGAAGUUUUAGAACGGAUGGGCGUCGAGUCCGUCAGUUUCCCGACGAAACCAGCGAACAGCGAGCCAACCGCGAAGAAACUAGAUAAGUACUAUUCCACGUUGACGUACAAACAGCUUCGAAAGUUGGCAGAUUUGUACAAAUUAGACCUAAGACUGUUCGAUUACUCGUUGGAGGAUGUGCUAGGAUUUUCGUUGGCAUCUUAUAGAUAUCCAGGUUUUAUUUACGUGAAUGUUUUAUGUGGACGUUCAAUAGACAAAGACUUUAUGGGUUGUGCCUUGAGUAGAAUUGUUAUUCUAACAGAAUAA